AUGGCCCUCAAGUCAGCCCGUGGGCUCGAGGGGCUGGAGCUGUGCGAGCUGUGCGAGCUGUGGCCGCUUGGGCCAUCUUGGAGCCAGACGAAGCAAUGCUUGGAGAUCCUCGGGGCAUCACUGCCGCCACCUGACGCCGCUUUCUUUGUGGUGCUGGCCUGGGAACUUGCGGAACUUGCGGAACUUGCGGCAUGGCUCCGAUGGCUCCGCGCAGAAGCCUGCGCAGCCUGCGCAGCCUCCAAGUCGGCGGUGCCAUUCGAGAGCUGGGACGGUUGGCGCCGGAGCUUCCUGACUUCCUGCCUGGGGAGCCGCUCUUGCGUUGGCAAAUGUCCAUCAUUUGGGCCAGGACCACCUGGUGACAUCGCCAAUGAGGCCAGCUUAUUACGAAGUCUGUUCUCUCCCCCAGUCUCAAAAACAAGAACAUGCAGCUCAAGCGACUGUCUCGGCGACCACUGCGCUGUGGAGCAGCGAGUUCGUCAAACCAAAAUACCUGUGUCCUGCCCUCGUUGCUGCAGCACACAAUUGACCACUUCCAGGGGUCAAAUCCAGCACGGCAAAGCGGGCAAAGCAGCUCUCGUUCUGCUCCGGGCCAGCAGGCCCGAAGCAGUGCAAGAUCUCGGAGAAGACCUGCUCGGGCAACUCCCAAGGAUGCAAUGCCUGCGCCUCCUGUGCCUGCGGCUGCGUGAGCCCACUCUGGCCAUCUUUGUCUUUGCCGACCACAUUGUGGCUUGCAGACUCGUGCAUGUGGACGGCACCGCCGGCCAAAUACGGGGUCUUUGGUCUGCUGGGUGA
Messenger RNA from Symbiodinium natans, 792 nucleotides. The record is from the annotation of a GenBank genome assembly. NCBI's taxonomy places the organism in Eukaryota, Dinophyceae, Suessiales, Symbiodiniaceae.